Molecule: messenger RNA, 137 nt
Organism: Dentiscutata erythropus
Lineage: Eukaryota; Fungi; Glomeromycota; Glomeromycetes; Diversisporales; Gigasporaceae
Source: the annotation of a GenBank genome assembly
GUUACUCUAUUCCUGUCUCUUGCUUAAAAGCUGACCAUGUUCUAACUCCAAAGGCUCUUUCUAAUUCUGCUCCUUUAUUAAUUUACUCUGCUCCUGUAAUUCCUGAUUCUUAUAUUCCUAAUAAUAAAAGAGGAUAA